Molecule: messenger RNA, 792 nt
Organism: Suillus discolor
Lineage: Eukaryota; Fungi; Basidiomycota; Agaricomycetes; Boletales; Suillaceae
Product: GTP-binding protein
Exons: 6
Coding region: 1-792 (263 amino acids)
Source: RefSeq, a predicted model, not a curated record
AUGGCAACCAUCAAUGCCCAGGACCUCAAACAAAGAAUUGGGCACUUUCGAGUUCUGAUCAUGGGGAGAGCAAACGCAGGCAAAACGACUAUUCUUCAGAAGGUCUGCAACACCACGGAUCAACCAGAAAUUUAUGAUACCAAAGGAAACAAGAUCGAUGCUGACAUCGUCGAAUCAUCUAUCAAGCGCGGAAAUCACAACAUCACGAACGAGAUGAUAUUCAAGAGCAAUCCCGUUUUCAUAUUUCACAACUCCUGCGGUUUCGAGGCGGGCUCUGAAGACAAAUUCGAGGACAUGAAGAAAUUCAUCUCGGAACACGCACAUGCGACAAAAUUGGAGGAACGAAUCCAUGCCAUAUGGUAUUGUAUUCCAAUGGACGACCCGUGUCGAACAUUCCAGCGGUCAGAAGAGAAGUUCUUCUUGGAGUGCGAUACUGGGCGUGUUCCCGUGGUCGCGAUAUUCACCAAGUUCGAAGCUCUGAAUCCAUUUGCUUAUGGAGAAAUCAAGAAGGAAUUAAAAGGGGUAUCGGGUGAAGAACGCUCAAGGAGGAUUGCCCAACGCGUCGAGGGACUGUUCACUAAGACGGGUGUCUGGGAUCGGUUGUGCAACCAUGAGAACCGUGCCCAUCCCAAGUCCUAUGUACGCUUGCAGAAUAUGAACAAACAGAAUACAAACUGCGACGCUCUACUGGAAAGCACCACUCUCGCAUUGGACGAUGAAGAACUGCGGUUGUGCUUGGUAUCGACGCAACAAUCGAACAUGGAGCUUUGUAUCAAGUGUGCUAUCACAUGA